CAGGCUGAGCCACCGAGCCCAGCCCAGAUGAUUAAUUUUUUAAAUAAAAGUUUUAAAACUCAUCUAAGUUCAAAACAUAUAUCCCUUUAAAAUUUUUGUGUUCUGAAUGUUUAGGGCAAAAGCAAAGACAAGCCGUGUGUGUGUGUGUGUUUGUAUACGUGUACAUGUGUGUGAUUGCUUCAUAGAAUGCUAAAACAAAAACAGCUUCAGUUUCCCUUAAAAUCUCGAGGUGACAUUUUGAUUAUGGGUGUAGACAUUGCUGGCGUUUUAUUACUAGAUAUUGACCAGCAAAAGUGAAAAUUGCUUAUCACACUCAUGAGUUUGAUAUACUUCUUGCCUAAGGAAUAGAAAAGUCAGAUUGUCCAGGAGUAUCAAUAUUUUUCGUAUCUUUUCAUGUAUAUUUUCCUUGCCUUUUUUCAUUCAUCCAUGAACAAUUAAAUGAAGCAAGUUUCUCUCAAUAGCAAAUAUUUACUUUCUUAAGAUUAGCUUUCUUUGCUGUCCUGAUAACCUAGGGAUGAAUCCUGACUCAUGCUGUUCAAAACAGGAAGAGAAAAACCUUUGUUUUGUUAAUAGAUUGUCAUUAUGGAUAUUCUAUUAAAAAUCCCAGGGAUUGGGAUUUUUCAAAAUUGGACAACUUUGGGAUCUUUUUUAGACUUUUGGUAUUGUCCCUUAAAUCCCCUCGCUGAGUGAUUUUAAGAGGCAGUUGGUCUCUAUAAGAAAAAUGUAAGCCAUGCUUGCUACCCAUGGUCAUUACUCAAGAGACCCUCUACGCUUAGAAGGGGUAAGGCUAAAAUUUGUUCCUCCACCCUCGUUUUAUGUAAAUAUUGUAGCUGACCUCCACAGGUGUUGACUGUACCAUAUCUAGAAAUACAAAACUUAAGCUCUUGAGAAUUUUCAUCCUAACCAAUCUAGGUGAACAAUUAGUUAAGAUGGUUUAGGAAGAACUUGCCCCAAUAACUGAUUCAUAGUUUUUCUUUGUAUUAAUUAUCAGGUUUUUUCUCUCCAAUCUUUGUAUUGAAAAUUAUUUCCUAACCCAUAAGGAUUUGUUGAGAUACCAUUCUAGAAUCCCUAAUAUUUGUUGUUAUAGCAACAAUGGAACCCAAUUUUCUUUUAAAGCAUUACUUAGCUUUCCCUACUUAGGCAGAAAAGAUAUCAGAGGGAGGGUGAUCCCAAAGCCUGAGUUGUGGCUAUGAGGCUCCAGUUUCCUAAAUUGUCUGUGGUUAUAUAUAACUGUGCGUUCCAUCUUGUCUGGUACCUGGUCCACAUCUUUUCUGAAAUCUGCUGGAAGGUCAGAGCCCUAGAGAAUAAGAGACGCUUGCUGCUGGUGAGAGGGUAUGGCCAGGAUUCCUGGAGUUGGAAGAUCUUCAGCUUCACCAUCUUUGGAGAACAAGGAAGAAAAUGAAAGUGAUGUGGUCCUUCUUAGUCACAAGGACCCUGACAGAGGACGCACAGAGGAGCAGCUGGCUCAUCCGGAGUCCUCUGACCUUGACCCAAGCAUGCAGGGCCCACCCUGCAGCCUCCCCGCUGGGCUCAGCCUGGACGACUUCAUACCUGGCCACCUCCGGGCCCAUGUAGGGUCAUCCUCCCGGGGGACACGGGUGCCCGUGAUCCGGAAUGGUGGCUCCAACACCCUUAAUUUCCAGUUCCAUGACCCCGCGCCCAGGACUGUGUGCAAUGGCUACUUCACACCGAGGAGAGAUGCUUCCCAGGACCCAGACCCUGCGUGGUAUCAGACUUGGCCAGGCCCUGGGAGCAGGCCCUCUGCCUGCACGAAGACCCCUGCCCCCCAGCAUGCCCAGAACUGGUCAGCCACAUGGACCAAGGACAGCAAGCGUCGGGACAAGCGCUGGGUCAAGUACGAGGGAAUCGGGCCCGUGGAUGAGAGCGGCAUGCCCAUUGCUCCCCGAUCCAGUGUUGACAGCCCCAGGGACUGGUACCGGAGAAUGUUCCAGCAGAUUCAUCGGAAAAUGCCAGAACUGCAGCUGGACUGGACCUUCGAGGAGCCACCCAAAGUGGUUUCCUCAUGGGCCUCCUCUGCAGACCCCAGGCAUCCAGUGCCCCAGCAAAGACCUGCCUGCAGGCCCGGUCCAGCAGCAUCUUCCAGCGGAAGAAGCUGGGAUCACUCUGAAGAGCCACCUAGAAGCACCUUCAACUACAACUCUAGAGCAUUCUCCUCUGUGCGCCAUCCCCCAAAUCAGGUGGCCAGACGCCGAGAAAAAGUAGACAACGUCUGGACAGAAGACUCAUGGAACCAGUUUCUUCAAGAACUCGAGACUGGGCAGAGGCCCAAGAAACCGCUGGUGGACAACAUUGUUGAGAAGCCCUCCCAGCCCAUUGAGGUCCUGCUGGAGAGAGAGCUGGCCAAGCUGAGCGCUGAGCUGGACAAGGACCUGCGGGCCAUUGAGACCCGGCUACCAUCCCCGAAGGUACCCAGGGGAGGGGUCACCAGGGCGGGCGUGAAGCCCCAAACAGGUGACUCACUCUGUGUCCCGCGCAGCCCGGCCUCCACCUGGAGCUCCGGCUCCACGCAUGCACCUUACCUGGGCUCCGCCCGAUCCCUGAGCCCCCACAGAAUGGCGGAUGGAGGAAGUCCCUUUCUAGGUCGUCGGGACUUUGUCUACCCUGCCUCAGCCCGAGAUCCCUGUGCCUCUGAAGGAGGGGCCAGCCCAGCCAGGAAAGAAGAGAAGAAGAGGAAGGCUGCCAGGCUCAAGUUUGACUUCCAGGCACAGUCCCCCAAGGAGCUGACCCUGCAGAAGGGUGACAUUGUCUAUAUCCACAAGGAGGUGGACAAGAACUGGCUGGAAGGAGAACAUCAUGGCCGAAUGGGCAUCUUCCCUGCGAAUUAUGUGGAGGUGCUGCCCGCAGAUGAGAUCCCCAAGCCCAUCAAGCCCCCGACCUACCAGGUGCUGGAGUAUGGAGAGGCUGUGGCCCAGUACACCUUCAAGGGGGACCUAGAGGUGGAGCUGUCCUUCCGCAAGGGGGAGCGCAUCUGCCUGAUCCGCAAGGUGAAUGAGAACUGGUACGAGGGGCGCAUCCCGGGCACGGGGCGCCAGGGCAUAUUCCCUGCCAGCUACGUGCAGGUGAACCGUGAGCCACGGCUCCGGAUCUGCGACGACGGCCCCCAGCUCCCUGCGUCUCCCCACCUGACCACUGCCCAUCCGGCCCGUCACCCUGGCUCCCCCGCAGCACCACGCAGCCCAGCGGAUCACGCCGACUGGGGGGGCCGGACUUCCCCUCGACGCACUGGCUUCUCCUUUCCGCCCCAGGAGUCCAGACCCCAGGUCCAGAGUGUCAGCACUUGUGGGCCAGCUCUGUCCCACCCUCGAGGCUCCAGCCACCUCCUGGACCCGGAGGCCUCGUCCCCUAACACCACGCAGAUACACUGGACCCCGUACCGGGCCAUGUACCAGUACAGACCCCAGAACGAGGAUGAGCUGGAGCUGCGAGAGGGGGACCGGGUGGACGUCAUGCAGCAGUGUGACGACGGCUGGUUUGUGGGUGUCUCCCGGAGGACCCAGAAAUUCGGAACAUUCCCUGGAAACUAUGUGGCCCCCGUGUGAGUGGUCUCCAUGGCCGCUUGGAGCCAGCCAGGUUGGGGUGGGGAGCAGUAGCACUCGUGGGAGGGAGAGGACGCCCACAUCCUGCUUCCCC
Carlito syrichta (Philippine tarsier) is the source of this 3651-nucleotide messenger RNA. It is a transcript of the gene SORBS3, whose product is annotated as sorbin and SH3 domain containing 3. Lineage: Eukaryota; Metazoa; Chordata; Mammalia; Primates; Tarsiidae. Gene Ontology annotation, molecular function: protein binding. The record is from RefSeq and is a predicted model, not a curated record. The transcript has 21 exons. The coding region runs from base 1335 to 3560 and encodes 741 amino acids.